This is a messenger RNA of Paramecium tetraurelia, 1872 nucleotides long. RefSeq lists its product as uncharacterized. NCBI's taxonomy places the organism in Eukaryota, Ciliophora, Oligohymenophorea, Peniculida, Parameciidae. Gene Ontology annotation, molecular function: protein binding. The record is from RefSeq and is a predicted model, not a curated record. The transcript is spliced from 5 exons.
AUGUUAAAUCCAACUAAUGCUAAUAAGCUUUCAACCUCUUCUUAGGCUCUUUCUAAGUCGGUUCAUUUUUCCCUUGGUAACUCACAAGCACCUGUGAAUUUUAGUGAUAUGAAGGCGGUUUCUGGUAUUUCGAAAUCAGCAAUCGAUCAUCCAUAGGUGGGAUAAGUUACAGGAAUUGAUUGUGGAAUUCACAUGAAAUAAUUAAAAGGAUUUUGUAUAGAAUAGAAAUGCAUUCAUGAAAGAAGAAAAUUAUGUGUUGGAUGUUUGUGGGCACAUACUUGUGUUCAUAAAGUAUAAGUGCCUGAAUUUGUUAAAUUGUUGACUGACAAAUUAGCAAUAGCAGAGUUUGACUUUUUUGAUAAGGUUCUGAAAGUUGUUAAGAAAGAUCAUUUAUAAAAUGAAAUAGAUGAAAUGUUCUUGAAAAUAAAAAUGGAUUUCGAUAAUCAUCUUAAUGAUUUAUAUUCCUAGUUUAUGUACUGGACAAAGCAUGGAAUGGGAGAAGUAAUCAAGAAAGGCUUUUUGGCUGAUUUUUUAUUGGAUGAUAAUGUAAUUGAACAAAUCAUGGACUUGGUAUUAAAGGGAAGAGCAAUGGAAGCUGAAGAUGAAACAAUAUAAACAUGUGUAGAAUUGAUUAAUGCAGAUCCAUAGGAAAUUAAAUUGUUACCAUAAUAAUUGUAAACUACUCUUGUAGAAUGUGAAGAAGUUAUUCGUUAAACGUUGCAUUAACUAGAACAAAGCUUAAUAACAUUUAAAUAAACUCCAUUUGAUUUUAAGCAUGUGAAAGAAGGUGUAGAGAUACCAAGAUUGAGGAUUCCAGGAACUUAGGGCAAUAUUUAAGGUGGAGGAGGUUUCGGAUUUGGUGGUGGAUUUAGCUAAAUCCCACAAACUAAUUUCAUUGGAACUGCAAGUCAAUUACCAAGAACCAGUGUACCACCAACUACUACUCAUUUUCAGAAUAGAUUUGCCUCUGGUUUGGCAUCAUAAUUAAAUGCCAAGUUAUUUAUUGAUGCAAGAGACUUACAUUAAAGUUAGGUGUGGGCUGUUUGUAAGAUUAGUCCAUAAGUCAUUGCUACAGGAGACUGGCAAGGUAAUAUAAAGAUAAUUGGAUUGACAAUGGAAGGAUAAUAUUAAUUCAUGUAGUCCUUGAAUCAUGGAAAGAACGUUUAUUCUUUAUUAUUAUCAGAUACAACAACUCUUAUUUCAGCUGGGUAAAAUCAAAAAGAUGAAUGGACUAUUAAGAUUUGGGAUUUAGAGAGAUCAUAAUUGAUUAAGGAAUUGAAAGGGCAUAUAAAUUACAUAUUUUCAUUGACUCAACCUGUUCCAGGGACAUUAGUGUCAUGUUCAUAUGAUGAAACUGUGAGAGUUUGGAAUUUAUAGAAUGGAUAAUGUAUAAAAGUGUUCAAGGAAUUCAAGACAUCUUUUAAUGAUUUGCUAUCUUGGAAUCAAGAAGAAGUUAUUUGUUGUUCUGACGAUAAGGCUAUAAGACUAUUGAAUAUUUAGACCGGAGAAAUGAAAAUGUAAUUGUUUGAUUCUUGUUUUGUAAAUGGAAUAGCCAGAGUAUCUUAAAAUGAAAUAGCUGUUGGUAAUUUUAAAGGAGAAAUCUUGAUCAUAAAUGUGACUGAGUAAAAGAUUGUGAGAAGAAUGGGUUCGCAUAAGAGUUUUGUAUGGAGAAUUAAAAUGAUAGAUAAAGAUUUGAUUGCUUCUGCUUCAUUUGAUAAAACAAUUAAGAUUUGGGAAUGGUAGAGUGGACAAUUGGUUGCCAGUUUAGAAGGACAUUAAGAUAUUGUUAGAUCUAUUGAACUUAUCGAAGAGAUUGGAUUUUUAGUAAGCACUAGUGAUGAUAAAUCUAUUAAAGUUUGGAGAUUAAUUUGA